Cercospora beticola is the source of this 1780-nucleotide messenger RNA. Its product is annotated as NAD(P)/FAD-dependent oxidoreductase. Gene Ontology annotation, molecular function: sarcosine oxidase activity; flavin adenine dinucleotide binding. The record is from RefSeq and is a predicted model, not a curated record. Lineage: Eukaryota; Fungi; Ascomycota; Dothideomycetes; Mycosphaerellales; Mycosphaerellaceae.
ACAGCUUCGCCGCUCGUAUGCUGCACAAUAUGGCAGACCAAUCCCAACUACAAAAAGACUCCAAAAUCGUCAUCAUAGGAGCGGGCGUCUUCGGCCUCAGCACUACUCUUCACCUUCUCAAGCGAGGCUACACAAACAUCCACAUAUUCGAUCGACAACCUUUCGACAAGAACCAGUAUGAUGAAAGACAAGGCGCACAUGGUGCGUCAUGCGAUCUUAACAAAAUCGUUCGAGCAUCAUAUGGAGGUGCAAAGCUGUACCAGGACCUUGCAUUUAAGGCGAUGCCAGAAUGGGAGAGGUGGAACGAGCAGCUUGCCGCUACGCCGAAGAAUGAACUACCCUCAAGUAUUGACCCGAGUAUACCACUUUGGCAUAAUUGCGGGUUUCUGCGAUUGAGUUCUGAUGGAUUUUGCGAGAAGGAGAAGCAAACUCAGGAGCUCUUUCCCUCGGAGAUUAGGCAUACGCAAUAUCGCGUCUCUGAUGCAGAGAGGAGAGCUCGGGCGGCGGAAGAGGGCAUCCCAUUUUCGAAACUGGACCCUUUCGGUCGCAUCGAACGAGGCCAACCAGUCGAUGGCAUCCUCGAUACGACAGCAGGGUUUGUUCUCGCUUCUCGUGCCUGCGCUUGGGCAUUGCAUCUUGUGCUACAAUCAGGCAAAGUAACGACACACUUCGGGGCCGAUAAUGCCCUGCAGUCUUUCAUGAAAACCGGAAAUCGUAUUUCUGGUAUCGUGACCUCAGGCUUCGAGCGGCAUAGUGCGGAUUUUGUAGUUGUUGCCACAGGCGGCUGGACACCAUCUCUACUCCCCGAAGUCGACCGUUUACUUGAGACCACAUCUGGAAGUGUACUGAGCAUUCAGUUACCCGAGAACAGGCCUGAUCUCUGGGACAAAUACUCAGAGGACAAAUUCCCAGUCUGGUCCUGGAAUAUGGAGUCUUAUGAUCCUAGCGACAAAGCGAGCAUUGGUGGCUUGUACGGUUUACCUCGGACUCCAAAAGGUAUCGUCAAGAUCGCAUUUCGAGGUGCGAAGUGGACAUCCUAUACAAGACGUUCAAGCGUGGGCGAACAAUUAUCCUACCCAAAAAUUGAUGCUGAUCGCAUACCUGAAGAAGCAAUGCGAGUGAUUCGGGAGUUUGCGAGAGAAAAUCUACCGGAUCUGUUGGAGUUGGAUUUGAGUAACAUUCGACUUUGCUGGUACACUGAUAGUGUUGAUAAUAGCUUUUUGAUUGACCAUGUUCCGAAUGUUGAAGGUUUGGUGGUGGCUUCUGGUGGGAGCGGACAUGGGUUUAAGUUCUUGCCUGUGUUGGGUGAGCAUAUUGUGGACGUUAUUGAGAAGCGGGACACGGAGUAUACGGAGCUCUUCAAGUGGCGUGAUGUGCCCAAUGGGAAACGGAAUGGGUUGGAAGAAGGCCCGGAAGGAUGGAGGCCUUUGGACAAGCAGAGAAUGGUUGGAAAUAAGGAGUGGCGGAAUGGUCUUGGUGUUGACGGGAGGAGCAGACUGUGAGCCUGCAGCGAGAACCUGCCGCAACCAGCUCGGCUCUCGGGUGUGGCGGAUUCCCAACGUGGUCUCCGCAUUUCCGAUUGCUGGACCUGUUUCCUGCCUUCCACUUCCACUCCACAGACCACAGACUGAUUUCAACCGCAACAUGUACGCCGUAUGGAAUUCGGCCGAAGAGUAUGGCGCCGGAGCAACAUCGCCCUCGACGGCCGACACACCGGCGGCGAAGAGACGUCGUGUGUCGGAAAACCUAAAUGGUCGCCGGACUGCUAAGGCAACGCGUG